Candidula unifasciata is the source of this 301-nucleotide messenger RNA. NCBI's taxonomy places the organism in Eukaryota, Metazoa, Mollusca, Gastropoda, Stylommatophora, Geomitridae. The record is from the annotation of a GenBank genome assembly.
AUGUGUGUGUGUGUGUGUGUGUGUGUUUUUUAUCCUUUAGGGUGUCAUCUACUGGACCCUUAUUGUGCCGCUGUCAUCAUCAUAGCCAGCAAUCCAAUAGUCCUGGUCAUCGAUGACUGGACAGAAGAACUGUCCCUACCCCACUUGAUACUCAGCAUGGACAUCUCUCCAUGUCAUGUGACCUCAUCGAACAGCCUCCACCUAGCUCCGGUUGGGCCAAUCAAAGGUGACGUCAUUGAUGUCUUGAUCCAAACAGUUCUACAGUGGAAAGAGCUGGUGUUAAUCUAUGACGAUUAUUUAG